UCGGGGGCGUGGCCGGCCUGCCCUGCCGGGAGGGGGAGGGCGCACGGGAGGAAGGAGGAAGCCGCCAUCUUGGAGCGUCGAGUCGCCAUAACAAGGCACCAAGGGGGAGCGAGAGGAUUUUAUACCUGGGCGAGGCAGGAGCGCGGCUGGUGGCGAUUGAAGCAAGUGAAUUCUGAUACAACUCAACUUUGUUAGAGGGCUUUUUUUAAAAAAAAGUUGAUCCACAGUGCAUCAGAGCAAGUUACUACUUUACUUUUGAGUGACUUACAGGUGCUUGCCUGCAUUGCAAUAAAGGACUCAUAUAUUGAGCAAGACUUAUUUAUCUCUUCGUUUUGGAGAGUCUAAUAAACUGUUAUUACAGUUUCUGUACUGACUUUCAAAGUUUUGAAGUCUAAAAAGACAUCUUUAAAAAUACAAACAUGAGCACGGCCAGAACAGAGAACCCUGUUAUAAUGGGUCUAUCCAGUCAGAAUGGGCAGUUGAGAGGCCCUGUAAAACCCAGCGGGGGCCCAGGAGGUGGAGGCACACAAACUCAGCAACAGAUGAACCAGCUGAAAAAUGCCAACACAAUCAAUAACGGCACUCAACAGCAAGCACAGAGUAUGACCACCGCUAUUAAACCUGGUGAUGACUGGAAGAAGACUUUAAAACUCCCUCCAAAGGAUUUGAGAAUCAAAACUUCGGACGUGACCUCCACAAAAGGAAACGAGUUUGAAGAUUACUGUUUGAAACGGGAGUUGCUGAUGGGAAUUUUUGAAAUGGGCUGGGAAAAACCAUCUCCUAUACAGGAGGAGAGCAUCCCCAUUGCUUUAUCUGGUAGGGAUAUCUUGGCUAGAGCGAAAAAUGGAACAGGCAAGAGUGGAGCCUACCUCAUUCCUUUACUUGAACGGCUAGACUUAAAGAAGGACAAUAUACAAGCAAUGGUGAUCGUUCCCACCCGUGAACUAGCCCUGCAGGUCAGUCAAAUCUGUAUCCAAGUCAGCAAACACAUGGGAGGUGCCAAAGUGAUGGCAACAACGGGAGGAACCAAUUUGCGAGAUGACAUCAUGAGGCUUGAUGAUACAGUGCAUGUGGUGAUAGCUACCCCUGGGAGAAUUCUCGAUCUCAUCAAGAAAGGAGUAGCAAAAGUCGAGCAUGUCCAGAUGAUAGUAUUGGAUGAGGCAAAUAAGCUGCUGUCUCAAGAUUUUGUUCAAAUAAUGGAAGACAUUAUUCUCACGCUACCUAAAAACAGACAGAUUUUGCUCUACUCGGCCACUUUCCCUUUGAGUGUACAGAAGUUCAUGAAUUCCCAUUUGCAGAAACCCUACGAGAUUAACCUGAUGGAGGAGCUGACCUUGAAGGGAGUUACCCAGUACUAUGCCUAUGUCACUGAGCGUCAGAAAGUGCACUGCCUCAAUACACUGUUUUCCAGGCUCCAGAUUAACCAGUCGAUCAUUUUCUGCAACUCCUCUCAACGGGUGGAAUUGCUAGCCAAAAAGAUCUCCCAGCUGGGCUAUUCCUGCUUCUAUAUCCAUGCUAAGAUGAGGCAGGAGCACCGCAAUCGUGUGUUCCACGAUUUCCGAAAUGGCUUAUGCCGCAAUCUUGUUUGCACUGAUCUGUUUACCCGAGGUAUUGAUAUCCAAGCUGUGAAUGUGGUGAUAAACUUCGAUUUCCCAAAGCUGGCAGAGACUUAUCUCCAUCGCAUUGGCAGAUCAGGUCGCUUUGGUCACCUUGGCCUGGCCAUCAACUUGAUCACCUAUGAUGAUCGAUUCAACCUGAAAAGUAUUGAGGAGCAGUUGGGAACUGAAAUUAAACCCAUACCAAGCAACAUUGACAAGAGCCUGUAUGUGGCAGAAUACCACAGUGAACCUGUAGAAGAUGAGAAACAGUAAACGUGUGCGUAUGCUUUGAUUACACAUGCCAGAAGGUGAAGCCCUUUGAUCCAGAUCUGUGACACAUCGUUUCUUUGGGGAUACCCUUCUCUUUGUGGGUUUUUCUUCGUCUUUUCAUUUCGGAACUAUGAAGACUAAAGAGCUCGGCCUUUUUUUCUUUUUAAAUUUGGCAGCAAAGAAGAAAGAAGAUAAAAGGAGGAAUGUCUUUUUGUUUUUCCACUUGUUUGCACUGUGUGCUGAUUGAACAUUAGUUGCACUAACUGCUGGUUUUAAAUUUUUUUCCUUUGGGUGGGAGGGGCAGCAAGGGAAGAAGAGAAACCCUGAAAAGAGAAGAAUCUUGACAAACACGAGCUUGUCUGCUAUUUCAAAUUCUUCAACCGUCGACUGAGUGCAUUUCAACUUCUCCCUGGUUACUCAUCUGUUUUUAAGCUAAAGAGCUUGUUACUUAUUCGUGCAAAGUGCCUUAUGCUAUGAGACCAUUCAGAAUAUCACCUUUCCGACACAGCCCAAGGAAUCAGCAGCCGUUUUUGGUUUCAGGUCAAAGUUCCCCUCUCUCCCCCCUCUCCUCCUCCCCAAGUACUCAAGCCCAGGGCUGGGAGGUGAAACGUAUUGGUAAUACUACUUUUUCUUCAACUUUUUUUUUUUCUUCUUUUGAAUUGGAGGAGUUGAUAUGCAUCUGCAGUUCACCCACACUGUAAAUACCUGUAUUUAAAAUGAAACCAACUUAAAAUCUGGGCUGAUUAGGUGCAGCAUCAUAGCUCCAGAAGGAAAGAGUAGCCUGUCGUCCUUUGCAGGAGCCAUAAGAAAAGCCCUAUGCUCUAGCAGAACACUAAAGACUGGUUUCCAUAAGAGUCUCCAUUAGUAGUUACAGCACUUGAUAUGUAGACUUGUCUCAGAGCCAUGGCCCUCUUUCCUCUGGUGCAGUGUGUCCCAUAGAAAAUCAGAUGUGUAUAUUGUACAAACUUUGUAAAUAUGAUUUUUUUUUUCUUCUGUUUGGGUUCAUAUAUGACUUUUUUUCUUUUGUGAUGAAGGUUGCUGGGGUUAAAGGGAUUAGACUGAUUAUGGGAGCAGCUAAAGAUGAGAGGGGCUCAGUUUUCUGCAACACUAAACAAUGAGAAGUGCUCUGACCUCCAUGAAAAGCAGGCCUCUACAAGCGUCCCUUGUCAGGUUGGGUUUGCUCUGGUGCUAGCAACACUGUCCUGCACCGCUCGUAUGGAAGAGAUCGCUUGUGGGGCUGCAAGGCCUCAAAAUCUGCAGCUCGGCCUGUUGGGAGAUGCGCUUCGAUUUCCCCCGUAGAAACUUCAGGAACCUGACAGGCUCUGAAGGGGCCGUGACCCGUGUUCCACCGUGGCCUGAGGGAAAUCCAGCGGUGUCAGUGUUGCCGAGCAGUAUGUGCAUGAGGCGUGGAUUUGGGUUUAAGAGAAACCACAGAAAACCACUGUACGUGCAUAAACUGACAGUUCUGGAGCUUUGUGGGAUUGAUUGACUUCCUGCGGCUUUGCGGGUUUUCUGCCCAGAGCAGCCUCUGUCCAGACUUGCGAGCAGGUAAGGGCAAACCCCUGUCAAUGUCAGAAGCUGCAGAAAGCUGCUUGCCAUCUCCUCUGUUUUGGCAUGAGUUGCUGUCUGUCAUUUUGCAUUGUAUAUUGCUGAAAAGCGCUUUCUGAUCAAGUAGUGUUGCUUUAAAUUGUGCCCCUCCCAACAUGCUUGAUGUUUGGCCUGAUCUACAGGCAAAAGGAGUGAGACAAAUCAAAAACCGUACUCUUUUAAAAUUCCCUUUUAGCCUGUUCACUGUCAGGAGGCACCUGGACGAACACAGUCCAUUUUGCUCAGUCGUUACUGCGUAUACAGAUGCUGCACUCGCACCGCGCUUGCUUACCUUUGAGGCGGGAAUUAAUUGUCUUAAUUUGUCCCCGAUUUGACCCUUUCUUGAAUUGGAGUGAAACUGUUUGGAGCUAUGAGGCGGACUCGCCCAUCCGUUUCCUGGAGGAUCAUAAAUAGAAGCCAGGUGCCUCCUGACAGCAGCUUUACAGGGUGGAAAGGUUUUUGCGUUUGGGGAAUUGUCUUUGGGUUUUGUUUUUGUUUUUGUUUUUUGGGUUUUUUUUUUUUCAUUUGUCAGCAGUGACUCCGUAAUUGUAGCAAAUGCUGCACUAGAGUACAAACUCAAGAGCUUGGUCACAGACACUCUGUGAGCCACGCAGCUUACAUCUGACUGGCAGGUACUAAAUGUAAACAAUGUUGGGGUGCUUUUCAGGGGUGGGGGGUGGGAGUUUGUGGGUGGUAACUUUGACCAAAAGUAAAAUCUUGCUCUUGUACUGCAGCCAGCUUAUGAUUUUCCAGAGAGACAGAAGAGGGAUCAUUUUAGUGCAACAGAGACGUGAAAAAUGUAAAUAAAAGUUGUGUACCUUAGCGGGGCACGCGCGUGUAACAAGAACAGGAUAGCGAUGCCGAGUCGGAUGCGCGUGCUCCGCGUGGAUUUGUGGUAGGUUAGCCUGGUGCCAUGCCUUGAUGGUCCCUCUCGAAGCACAGAACUUUUGAAAGUAUUACUUUAAACUUGGCCUCUAAUUGAGGAUUGGCACUUACCUAAACUAUCGGGGGCACCAGUUUUAGGUGGCUUCUUGUCAAAAUGGAAGCGGCCUAUUUUUGGUGCUAAUAGGCUAUCUCUAACAGACGCGAUCUUGCAAACGGAAAGAUGCUCCAAAGGACUAGGGUAAUCCUAGUGUUUUUUGGGGGGGGUUGGGGUGUUUUGUUUUGUUUUUUUUUAAUUUAUUUUUAUUUCAGGGUUUUUGGUUUGGGUUUUUUUUGGUUGUUUUUUUUUUACCUACCCAGGCGUAAGGAGCGUGUAUAAAUUUUGGCUUCCUGAGAAAGGUUCCUCGCGAGCUCCUGUCUUUGCUGGUCACGUACCAGCCUUUACACUUCAGUGUCAGCUGGAGCCUUCAGUGAUGAGCCUCAGGUCAAAUAUUUGCUCUGACAAAGAUGUAAAUGAGAACCUGACGUAUUCUGCGCUUUUCCCCUCGGCGGUCUAAAAGCGCCGCUCCGUGGGCCUGAUGAAACAGAGCUUCACAGCUGGGUGAAGCGGCUGCGAGGAGCGUGACGCGACUCUUCAGCUUGCUGGAGAGAAGCUGUAGGCUGGUCCCUGGGUGUGCGCCGCCGGGAGUGCGCUACAGUCACUGGAGGCCUUUUCCCAAAGGGAGGGGGGUGGGUUGGUCUCAAAUAUGAGGUUCAAUUUCCAGAAUGAGAUGGGAGCAUCUUUCCUUUGCCCUCUGGGACUUUUUUUUGUGGGUAAGAACAGGGAAGCGCGACAUGAAUUCAUGUUGUGUACGUGUUGGUAUCAAAUCAUCUCAUUCUGACCUUUUGUUGUUUAUUUUUACUUGGGCUGGGGGAGGGUGUCUGCUCCAAGGAUUUAAAAAUGCUUCAGGCACUUGUUGUUUUUCAAAUGACUGAUAGGGCACAAACCUGAGCAGAUAGCUGUCCUGCCUCGGUUUCUGUCUGGAGGUUGCGGAGGUGCCGUGCCACGUCUCCCGAGCUGCCGGCGUGGUGGUUCCCGUCCUGGUGCUGGACUCUGUAGUGCCGCUGGGGCCGAGCGGCUGCCGCUCUCUGAGGACAGAGCGGAUUUUGUCCUCGGGAGCUGCAGCGGUAUGGCCGCCGUGGUAAAGGUUGGGCGACGGUACUCCGCGCAGGGAGUUUUACGAUUGCUGUGACCUCCUGGUCCAUCUUCUGUGAGUCACAGUUUGUCUUCGUAAUGAGCCAGGUCUCUGGACCAAAGAGCAUGCAUCCGAUCUUCAACUUGAGGCUGUGGCAGAUUGUCCUGUAGGUCUUGCUCGGUUUGCCGUCGCGUUGCUGAAACGUGGAAGCAUUGUUAAAUUCUGCUGUAGACAAGUUGGGGGUUGGGGGGUGGAGGGGGGGGGGCGGGGUGGGGAGGUAUGGGUGUAUUAAGAUACAGUCUUGCUGUAUUUUAACCAAUAAUUACGGGGACGGGGUGUCAGGAGAAAAAAAAAUAGUUGCUGUUCCCUUUAUUGAAAGAAACUGGAACUUUUAUUUCAAGAAAAGAAAUUACUUGCAAUUCAGGUGGAACAUUGUAAUCCACUGGUCCCUAGUCAAGAGGUUGGUAUUCUUACUGUUAACCAGCAAACAAUGUGGGUUAGUCCUUGAAAACAUUCAGGGGAGGGGGGGGAAAUUGGCUUUCUGUUAAAUCGGUAAUCGGCAAACUCUCCAGUGGAGCUCAGAUUUUGUUGAGAAUGUAUUUCUUCUGGCUGUAUGUGCGUUGCAGCACUGACUUGUGAAGAGCUUCAUGAGUUAUGAGUGCAAAAAAAAAAAAAAAGAAUGGUAAUAUCCUGAUUUUGUUGAUUAAACACAAUAAAAGCUCCCUGGAACUCCA
This is a messenger RNA of Phalacrocorax carbo (great cormorant), 6246 nucleotides long. Lineage: Eukaryota; Metazoa; Chordata; Aves; Suliformes; Phalacrocoracidae. The record is from RefSeq and is a predicted model, not a curated record.